AUGCCAGGUCUAGAAUCUGAAAACAGGGGCCGAAACGACAUGAUGGGAGUUGGAGCUGAGACGGUAAAAGAGAUCAGCCAGCCUGCCGUGGCCUACCUUGCUUCGGUUGAGCCAUCCUUUUCAGCCUGCCUCACGUUACUUCGCGCCUUGAGAUGCAGCCACGUCUGCGAGGUUGCGACAUGCGGCGGUAAGCUGGGACGAAGGGGGAGACAUCGACCAUGUGGCGAAAUUAGUGAUGACGCCGAUGAGGUGCGACUAUUCUUGGGCGCGAACAGGAUGACUCAAAAGAUCCCGAUAGGUUGGGAGAGGAAGAAGAAGGAGGAGAAGGAGAAAAGAAGCGUUGUUCAAGAAAUGGAACUGGAGAAGGACGUGCCGACGUGGGCGCAAUGUGAACAUUCGGGACGCCUUGAAGAUACCUUACCUUCCGUGCUCCCUGAUGGAAGGAAGGUGGAUGGCCAGGCAGGUACCAACAGAGCUUAA
This is a messenger RNA of Colletotrichum paranaense, 480 nucleotides long. RefSeq lists its product as uncharacterized. The coding region runs from base 1 to 480 and encodes 159 amino acids. The transcript has a single exon. NCBI's taxonomy places the organism in Eukaryota, Fungi, Ascomycota, Sordariomycetes, Glomerellales, Glomerellaceae. The record is from RefSeq and is a predicted model, not a curated record.